CAGCACCAUUAACACCACUUCGACCACGGCGGUGCGUCAGUGGUUUUGGCAUUCAGUUAGCAUUGGAAAAAGCGCCGGAAUGGCGACCAAACUGAGACCUCUCGAUCCCCAAUUGGCGGCUCUGGCCAAGAGCGAGUGCAACGAGGAGCAGGCCCAGCGAUCGGAGAUCAUAGUAACCAUCCAGACGUGGAUCACCAAGUCGCCGCACCUCAAGGCCCCCACCGAUGAGCACCUAAUCCUGGCCUUCCUGCGGCGCUGCCGUUUCAGUCAGGAGGAGGCCAAGCGGCGAUUGGACAACUACUACUCCCUGCGCAACGUAUUCCCGGAGGUCCUGGGUUCGCGGCAGGUGGACGAUGCCCUGCUCACACAGCUCCAAAGAGGAAUCCAUGUAAUACCCAGUCGACCGGUGAGUCCCGAGGGACCGCGGGUUAUCAUCUCGCAGUUCCGUAAUAUUGAUCCCAAGAAAUCAAAUCCCCGCGAGGCCUUCAAACUGGUCUUCAUCAUGCUGGAACUACUGGCCCUGGAGUGCGAUAAUGCAUCGAUUUCCGGCUUGGUUUGGGUUGUGGAUGCCCGGGAUGUGACCAUGGAGCAGAUGCUGCAAUAUGAUCCCUUCCUGCUGAAGAAAGCCUUUGCCUUGGUGGACCAGUGCAUUCCACUGCGAUUUGUGGAGAUCCAUAUGAUAAAUAUGCGAAAGGAGGGACAAACCAUUUUCAAUUUCGUGACCAAGUUCUUGCCCUCCAAACUGCCUUUUAAGUUCGUGGUGCACAAGAAGUCGGAGGAUCUGUACCAGCACCUGCCCAGAGAUGCGAUGACCAUCGAGUAUGGGGGAACCAAUGGCUACCAUGCAGAGGCCAUUGAUCAUUGGCGCCAGAAGCUGCUGGACAACAAGGAUUACCUGGCCAAGGAUGCCCAGUACGGAACCAACGAGAAACUCCGUGUGGGAUUGGCCAGUGCCUGGGCCAAUGGAGAACUGGACGGGAUGAGCGGAUCCUUCCGCAAACUGGAGCUGGACUAAGUUAAAGACUCUAAUUGCUGUUUUCAAU
Molecule: messenger RNA, 1043 nt
Organism: Drosophila subpulchrella
Lineage: Eukaryota; Metazoa; Arthropoda; Insecta; Diptera; Drosophilidae
Product: alpha-tocopherol transfer protein-like
Exons: 3
Coding region: 80-1015 (311 amino acids)
Cellular component (GO): membrane
Molecular function (GO): phosphatidylinositol bisphosphate binding
Source: RefSeq, a predicted model, not a curated record